Molecule: messenger RNA, 652 nt
Organism: Linum tenue
Lineage: Eukaryota; Viridiplantae; Streptophyta; Magnoliopsida; Malpighiales; Linaceae
Source: the annotation of a GenBank genome assembly
AUUCAAUCGAGUGCUUCGAUCGGUUCGUUUAAGCGGUGACGGAAACCAGAUUCCGUAGCUUGCUUACCUCGGCCUAAAAACUGACCUUGAUUUCUUGGUGGUGGUUGUGCACAUUGCCUUCCAGGGUAAUUUCGCCAUGGAUGUGAAACCCAAUUUCCCAAUGCAAUUCCAGCAGCAGCUUCCGCAGCUACAACAGCAAUCGGAGCCUCAAGCCGCAGCAACUCCAAGUACAAGCGCAGGUCAGCCGGGGGAGGCGCCGCCGAAGCAGGUGGCGAUGGCCGUAGACAGGCUAGCCCAGGCUGCGCGACUAAUUGCUGAUGUGAGGAUCGGCGCUGACCGGCUCCUGGAGGCGUUGUUCUUCGCCGCCCAGUCUCACCAGAGCGACAAGACCUUGCAGUUUUUGCUCAAGGAAGAUGCUAGCAUGCGCCAGCACCUCCAGGACCUGCGCACUGUUGAUGGCGCAGUUGUUGCUUAUGCGUGGAAACGUCAACUAGCUGGGCAGGCUGGUGCAUCUGCUGUGGACAGAACCAGGUUAGCUCUGAAGGCAUUCUCGGAUCAGAAAAGGAGAUUUUUUCCACACCUUGAUGAUGAAUCGGAAGAUCAAAGUACAGAGCCAGAUUCUAAGAACCUUGCAGGCCUCCGGCACCGUUAA